AUGUCUAAUUAUCAACCUCGAAUCACCGAUAGUUCUUUAUUACCAGCUAGUUGUUCUUUUCUUGAUUUUACGCCAGAUUCAGAUGAAGAAUCAGAUAUGACAAAUCCUUCAGUCUCUUCAAGACAAUCUAAACCCAAAGCAUUAAACUUACAAAAACAAUAUAUCUAUCAUACAACCAUCACACCCACACCAGCUCCAUUAUUAUCACCUACGUGGAAAAGUGAAAGGCGGGUUUCAUCAGAUACUCGAUCUAUAGCUUCUUCUUCAACUUCUAGAUCAUCUUUUACUAGUCUUGAAUACAAUACGUUUAAAUCUCCUUAUACUCCAUUACAUGAACACUUAAAUCGUUCAACAAGUUCAUCUUUACCAGGAAAAAGAAACUCAUCACAAACUUCAAGAAUUAGAUCACCUCCACAAGAUCAUGCUGGAUCAAGUCGUUUGAUUUCUUCUGGUUCUUCAAUUUCUGCUAGUAGUUCAUGUUUUACUAUUCCAGAAGCUACUACUUUUAGUUCACCUUACAGUUCACUUCUUUUACCUUCUGCUCGUCGUCAAUCUACUGGUGGGUUUGCUGCUCUCAAUGGUCCUAAAUUAAGACGUUCGAUCUCGUCUUCUUUAACAACACAAACUCAUGAAGAUCAACCUAAUUCAUUUCAAUCAACUCAAUCUGAAAGAAAUCUUAGAGAAGAUAUUCCUACGAUUGCAUUUGCAAAGGCUUCACCUAAUCCGAUUCACGUUGAAAGCUUUCAACAAUCAUCAAAUCAAUUUGAUGUAAAGGAUUUAACUGAAAAAGAACAAACUGAUUUGAUGAAUGAAAAUGAAGUCGAUUCAGAAAUCGAGACGGGUUCGAAUUUCUCUAGAUCUCAAUCAUUUAAAUCUUGUAGUGAAGAAUCAAGUUUUUUAACUGCAACUGCUCAAGAUGAAAUCCCAAUCACACCUUUAUCACCUAAAUUCAAUUCUAAUUUAAAUCAACAUCAACAUCAACAUUCAAAUUCGACAUCAACUUCAACUUCAAGUCAAAAACAACAUCAACGACAACAUCAAGAAACCCUUACAAAUGAGAAUGUAAGUUUAAGAAAAAAGAAAAGUUUAAGGGAUGAUCGAUCUAAGUAUGAUUCAGUGAUCAAUUGGAUUGAGAAUAGUUCUUUUUUUGAUUUCGAUUCUCAAGAAGAUUGA
Molecule: messenger RNA, 1173 nt
Organism: Melampsora larici-populina 98AG31
Lineage: Eukaryota; Fungi; Basidiomycota; Pucciniomycetes; Pucciniales; Melampsoraceae
Exons: 2
Coding region: 1-1173 (390 amino acids)
Source: RefSeq, a predicted model, not a curated record